Molecule: messenger RNA, 4302 nt
Organism: Nilaparvata lugens (brown planthopper)
Lineage: Eukaryota; Metazoa; Arthropoda; Insecta; Hemiptera; Delphacidae
Product: tyrosine kinase receptor Cad96Ca
Biological process (GO): cell surface receptor protein tyrosine kinase signaling pathway; positive regulation of kinase activity; protein phosphorylation
Cellular component (GO): membrane; signaling receptor complex
Molecular function (GO): ATP binding; calcium ion binding; transmembrane receptor protein tyrosine kinase activity
Source: RefSeq, a predicted model, not a curated record
CACAACUCGCCAGUCAGUGAGCGUACCGCUAUACGUCUGCAAGGUUGUAGCCGCGUUCAUUUUCUUACUUUUAAAAUGUGUUACCGUCUCCAAAACACGAGAACUCCACAGAGAACGUUCCUCUAAAUCAAGUAUUAUCUUUCGCGAUUCGAAAUUUAUUGACUAGUGAUCAGAAACUCGAGUUCUCGAUUGAUAACAGAUUGUGUGAGAUUGUUCCAGCUGUGUUGUCUUCUUUCGAACGCCAAGAAGACAACCAACAACAUUCUUGAAUGGAGUUCUCACGAAGUUUCUCUCAAAAACUUCUACAGCAAACACUUUUCAACAACAACUAUUUCGGCAAAAUGUUACGACAUCAUCGAUAAGAAUGUCGAAUCACUUGCACCGAUUAACAAGGUGUGACAUUAGUUAGUUAUUGGAGUUUACGUGAGCUAUUCGGAAGUGUUGAAGUGAAAGAAGCCAACGUGUUGGGUGUCAGUGGUGGAAUUUCAGUGAUUUCAACAGUGUUCCUAUUAUGGAUCGAUUGGAUUUCAUCUCGAUUCUGCUGCUAAACAUCUGCUUGCUGCUGGGAGGAGUGAGCAGCCAGGGCGACAACACUCCUCCCGUGGUAUGGAUGGAACGCAAAUGGGUGGUGUCCGAGACAGAGCCAGUGGGCAGUGUGGUGACACGCGUGCGGGGGUCGGACGCCGAGGGAGAUCCACUCGAGUUUGGACUCGAACACCAUCUAGGGUUCAAUGUGGCCGCACCUGAUCCCAAUCCGAGUCCGCUCCCGUUUCGCAUCGACAACCGAACCGGUGUUGUCUACACUAAUGAUUCGUUGGUUGGCAAGGGCGGAAAAGACAUGUUCCUGUACGUGACGGUAACGGAUGGCAAGCUGCUUCACAAGAGCGAGGUGUGGGUGAACGUCAUUGGUGGUGGAGACGACCAAUCAGCCGCCCCCAGGAACAAACCCACCGACCUGCCCAACAAGCUGCUCGCCCAAUACCCGAGACCACCACCCCCGGGAGGCCUAGGCAGCUACCUGCCAGGAGGCGGCUUCCCACCCCCGGUGUUCCCAGGAUCAAGCCAAGGGCGCCUCCCACCCCACCGCCUCCAAAGCCGCCUCCACCGCAUCCUGAUCCGCCCCCACAUCCCAAACCGCCCACUCCUCCCCGGUGAAGUUACUGUGGCCACUGAGGAGUCGACAAGAAGCUCAACGUCCAGAGCAGAAGUGGAAGUUGCGACGUCCACCCAGCCAACAGUGACGUCACCAAUUGCCGUGACUGAUGCCGAUCUGAUCAUCGUCACUGUAGUCAUGGUGGCAGUCAUUGUCUCCAUCUCGUCAGUCGUGGCCUGCCUCUUCCGGAGGAGGAUAUGCAAGAGAGCCAAGUCGAAAAAAGAUGAAAUGAGGAAGGAGCCAGCAAGCAGCGAGGAGCCAAUGGCAAUGCAGCAUUGGCAAGGUCCCAGAGCGUACGUCAACAGAUAUGAGUCAUGGGACCUGGAUAACGUACAGGGACAGACAGUUGAGCAAAGCAAGCUAUCAGACCGUUGGGAAUUCCCAAGACACCACCUCAAAGUCUACAGCAUUCUGGGUGAAGGAUGUUUCGGCCAAGUAUGGCGAUGUGAAGCAGUCGGCAUUGAUGGAAGAGCAGGACAAUCAGUGGUAGCCGUUAAGACACUCAAAGAGAACGCCGGAGAAAGAGAGAGACUGGACUUACUGCAAGAGCUACAAGUCAUGAAAUCUCUGGAGCCUCAUCCUCACGUUGUCAGGUUACUUGGCUGUUGCACUGAAAAAGAUCCGCUGUUCGUUAUAAUGGAGUUCAUAGCAAACGGCAAACUACAGAGCUUCCUUAGGAACUCGAGGGCACAGCGCUGCUACGAUAACAUGCACGGCAAGAGCGCAACACUCACCUCGCGCGAUCUAACCUCGUUCUGCUACCAGGUAGCCCGCGGCAUGGACUUUCUCUCGUCGAAAGGGAUUAUUCACCGUGACUUGGCGGCUCGAAAUAUUCUGGUCGACGAGAACCAUAUCUGCAAAGUGGCUGACUUUGGAUUCGCUCGUGACCUCAUGGCCAACUACGUCUAUGAACGCAAGUCAGAGGGUCGACUGCCCAUUAGAUGGAUGGCCCCCGAAUCGCUCUACGACAACAUCUUCUCGGUGAAGUCGGACAUCUGGAGCUUCGGCGUGCUGAUCUGGGAAAUAGUGACCCUGGGCUCGACGCCUUACCCCGGCAUGGCAGCUGCUGAGGUCAUGCGCAAAGUGCGCGACGGAUACCGACUAGACAAACCCGAGCACUGCCGACGCGAGCUCUACAACAUCAUGUUCUACUGCUGGGACAACGACUCCAAGGAGAGGCCCGACUUCAAGGAGCUCGUGAAGCUGCUCGAACAGCUACUGUUGACUGAGACUGAGUACAUUGAACUGGAUCGGUUUCCCGAUCAUUCCUACUACAACAUGUCGUCGUUGAGUGGAGAAAAGCUAUGAAAAGAGUCAGGGAGUGAGAAUCCAUGAUCAUCAAAGGUUCAUGGAUCACUCUUACUCCAAACAUGUCUUCUCUAAGUGGGGAGAAGUUGUGAUUGUGUCAAAAGUGUUCAAUGUUACGUACAACAUAACCGUAAGGCUAGUUACACACACAUCGAUUUUGGGACGUACGAUCUUUUGUUGUCCUUUAUAUUCUAUUGGAUUAAACAGCAGAUGAUUUCAAAUGGAUUAUGUUUAUCAAGUUCCGUUUAAUCUCAUAGAAUUCAUAAGACUGCAAAAAAUCGUACGACCAAAAUAGAUUUAUGUGUAACUGGCUUAACGGUAAUCAGAGGUUCCUGGAUUUCUCUCAGUAUAUUUCUUAUCUUCACUGAGUGGGGAAAAAUUAUGAAAUUGUCUGAUGAUGUUCAAGAUUUCAGAGGCUCCUACAAGAUCACUCUAUAGAUCACUCUUAUAGAUCACCUUAUAGAUCACUCUCCUCAUAAUAUUUCGCCAUUGAUUGGGAAGGAGUAGUGAUUGGGUUAAAUUUGUUCCGGUGCUCGAAUAACUUUAUGUAUACUCUACGAGUCAUGGUACUGCAUAGAAGACAUUUUAUAUCAUAUAUCCUAUUAUAUAUUAUAGACAUAUUAUCUGGGCAGAGAAUUGCAAUAUUCACAAAGCAGCAAGUUUUGGUAGCCUAUUAUGAUCUAUGAUCACUUCUGGUUAACAAAGAAAUGUAAUUGGACUACCUCAAGCCAAGACAGCCUAUUACGUCACACGUUCCCGCACCACUUGAUAACUGACAAUGGUUACAAUGAAUAACACAAGUAAUGCAUGUAGUGCUCACUAGUCAGACUGUUGAAAAAGUUGCUCAUAUAGCUUCGCAUGUAGUAAUGCACUAGCGGGAACCGUCCCUAUUGAAGUUCUGAAAUUUCAAAAUUCCCAAUAAAUCAUCAAGUGGAAAAGUAACUAUGUAGAAGAGUAACUGUGUUUUAGUACAGCACUGUUUUUCACAGUGAAAUGUUUUUCACAUUUAGAAACACAAUUUCACUUCUCGUAGGAUAAGGCUCCUCCUUAGGAUGCAUCCCUCGUCUCUUAACCAAAUAGUGAUUUUUUAUGUUUCUUCGGAAAACAGUGUCUAAAAAACUACAAAAGAGUUAUUAUAAAGUAUUUCGUCAUGGAAAAGAUAAUCAAUUUCAGGAGAAGAGUCUUUUUGCCUAUUGAUUUGUGAAUCAAAUGUAGGUCUAUUCACUUUUUUGUCAAUCAAAGGUUAUUAUACUUCUUAUUUAAAUUAAAAACUUGGAUUGAUCAUCAAUUGAAAAAUCAAGUCCCAUAAUCGUGUAAUUUGGAUACAUAGAACCGAAAUAAUAAAUUAUAACUGCAUUUCCAUAUUACAUUUCCUAUCUGUUUUGCUUACUUCUAGCUGAUAAUGCUUGUGACACUGCUUGCAUCGCAGUGAAUGGCUUGCAGUUCAUGAGAGAUUAUGUUUUCCUAAAAACAGAAAUAUGGAAAAGCAUAAUCACUAGAAACGAUUUAUUACUGUUAGUCCAAUCUGUGUUUAUCUAGCCUUCAGUAACGGAGGAUUCAUUCAGUGAAUGUGAUGCUCAAAUGCCGAACCAAUCACAACGUCAAUAGCAGAUCAAACGUUACUCUGGUUCUCAGAUUUAAUGCUGGAACUGUUACACCAAUCAGUGCGACUGCUGCAUUAGAUUCAAUAGAAUCACUCCGUGUGAUACGAUUCGCUAAAUACUUCAAUACUAAAUACUAUAUCACAAAUAACAUUCAAAGUAUACAUAGUUUUGCAGACUGAAUAAAUGAGUGUAUGAUCAUCAUUUUUUGUACAGCUUUAAUCCAUUAACCCUGGUAAU